Molecule: messenger RNA, 5697 nt
Organism: Mugil cephalus (flathead mullet)
Lineage: Eukaryota; Metazoa; Chordata; Actinopteri; Mugiliformes; Mugilidae
Product: glutamate receptor-interacting protein 2-like
Exons: 24
Coding region: 728-3973 (1081 amino acids)
Biological process (GO): neurotransmitter receptor transport, endosome to postsynaptic membrane
Molecular function (GO): protein binding
Source: RefSeq, a predicted model, not a curated record
GGUGUUAAUUGUGCCGAGAGUUGGGGGUGCGUGCAGUUUGGUGUUUGUCGCGUCUAAUCUCUGUGUGGGUGGGUGAGUUUGAGGACGUUUGACUUGGUGGGAAAUGAAUAAAGUGUGUAUGUGUGUGUGUGUGUGUGUGAGAGAGAGAGAGAGAGAUAGAGAGUGCGCAAGGGGGGAGGGAGUGACUGUGUUGUGUGCGCCUGUCUCACUGAAGCCCCCUGGCAGAGAGAGCGAGCAAACACGCUCUGUGUGUGUGUGUGAGAGAGAGAGAGGAGGGUUAUGCGUGAGCUCAUACGAACGUACGAGCGGGGCAUGAGAAAUCCUCUGGAAAAAAGACGGAGCGGUUGAAAAGGUUUAGCUCGAGAAACUGGGGCCACGGCGAGAUGGCAAGGAGAGGACGCGGACCAUUUGUCUCCCUGCUUUGGAUUUUAUAGUUGUUGUGUUUGUGAGGACUGGUGGGAAUCAUCUAGCAAGUUCAAAAAGGAGGGAGCAUCUGAGAAUCAGGAUCUGCCCUGUGGAGCUCCAGACUCCACUGGGACACAGGUUGGGGAAAUACUGGACGCAGAGGCAAAGGAAUGAGGAACCGCAGAUGCUUUGUUGUUGUGUGAUCUGAGCGGCUGAGACCUGGUCUCUCAGGGGUCGCCCACGUUUACCUCAGGUGUCUGCCCACAACUGAAGAUCAGCAAGGUUACGUCCAGAGGGUGGCUGCGCUGACUUAACUACAGCCAUGCUGUGUGGUCUGAGGAGAGACACCAAGAGCUGCAUUGAUGACGGACCAUACUCCAAGGGGAGCAAGGAGUCAGGGGCAAAUGACCAAUCACAUUCGUCCCGGAGGCGCAGCCUUUCAGCAGAGGAGUAUCGAGGAGUGACCACGGUGGACCUGAUGAAAAGGGAAGGCAGCAGCCUUGGCCUCACCAUCUCCGGAGGCUCCGACAAGGACGGCAAGCCCAGGGUGUCAAACCUACGGCCAGGUGGGCUAGCUGCCAGGAGCGACCAGCUGAAUGUCGGCGACUACAUCAAGUCAGUGAACGGCAUCAACCUGUCAAAGCUUCGGCACGAUGAGAUCAUCAGCCUGCUGAAGAACAUCGGGGAGCGGGUCGUGCUGGAGGUGGAGUACGAGCUGCCCCCGUUCGUCCAGACCCCUUCAGGAGUUAUAACCAAAACCAUAGAGGUGUGUUUACACAAGGAGGGAAACAGUUUUGGGUUUGUCAUGAGAGGCGGUUUCCACGAAGACUGGCGCAGGUCUCGCCCUCUGGUGGUUACCAGCGUCAGGCCCGGGGGCCCGGCUGACAGAGAGGGCACGCUGAAGGCCGGAGACCGGGUGCUCAGCGUAGACGGGAUGCCUUUGAACAGGGAGAGGCAUGCUGACGCUCUGACCAUGCUGAUGCAGAGCGGCCAGGAAGCUCUGUUCCUGAUCGAGUAUGACGUCUCUGUCAUGGAUGCAGUGCAUCAAGCCUCAGGCCCUCUGCUGGUGGAGAUAGUGAAAGGUCCCUCAACCACCCUGGGGAUCAGCCUCACCACAACAAUAUACAGGAACAAACAAGUUGUUAUUAUUGACAAGAUAAAACCAGCCAGUGUGGUGGAAAGGGGUGGAGCGCUGCAUGCGGGAGACAUCCUCCUGUCCAUAGACGGGACCAGCACAGAGCACUGCUCCCUGAUGGAGGCGACACAGCUGCUGGCCAACGCCUCUGAAACUGUUAAACUAGAGAUUCUUCCCGCCAGUCAGAGCAGACUUCCCAUCAGGCCUCAAGACACGGUCAAAGUGCAGAAAAGCAACCAUCACCACUGGGACCAGAGCAGCAACUACUGCCACCCCCCGCAUGCCAGCCACGGCAAAACAUGGAGCAGCCCGAGCCACCCACACAACCAGCAGGACCACUGCAAAUCCCUGGUGAGCGGUGGCUUCUCGCCUUCCUCCACAGCCACCUCGGGCUUCAGCAGCCAGGGGAGCAACACGCUGCCCUGCCCCGCCCCUCCCGUCGCUCCCACCAGCCCUCGCACCUCGACCGGCAAGAGGAGGAACAGGAAGAAGGACCACAAGAGCUCAUUGUCUCUGGCGUCCAGUUCCGUUGGGCCGGGGGGCCAGAUUUUUCAUGUGGAAACGAGCGAGGUCGUCCUGAGGGGGGAUCCGCUCACAGGUUUUGGGAUCCAGCUGCAGGGGGGUGUCUUUGCCACAGAAACCCUGUCCGCUCCCCCAGUCAUCCGCUUUAUUGAGCCCGACAGCCCGGCUGAGAGGUGUGGGCUGUUGCAGGUUGGAGACAGACUGUUGUCCAUUAACGGGAUACCGACUGAAGAUGGCACUCUGGAGGAGGCUCAUCAGCUGCUCAGAGACUCUGCUCUGUCUAAUAAGGUCACAGUGGAGAUCGAGUUUGAUGUCGCAGAGUCGGUGGUUCCCAGCAGUGGCACCUUCCACGUCAAACUACCCAAGAGGAGAGGAGUGGAGCUGGGCAUCACCAUCAGCUCAAGUAAGAAACCUGGCAAGCCCCUCAUCAUCUCCGACAUCAGGAAAGGAAGCAUAGCACACAGAACAGGAACUCUGGAGCCUGGAGACAGGCUGCUGGCCAUCGACACUGUGCGCCUGGAGAACUGCACCAUGGAGGACGCCAUGCACGUCCUGCAGCAGGCCGAGGACAUGGUCAAACUCCGAAUUCAGAAGGAUGAGGACAACAUCGAUGAGUUGGAGAUGUCCGGGUCUAUAAUCUACACAGUUGAGCUGAAGAGAUACAACGGACCACUGGGCAUCACAAUUUCUGGCACGGAGGAGCCCUUUGACCCCAUCGUCAUUUCUGGCCUCACCAAGAAAGGUCUGGCUGAGAGGACCGGAGCCAUCCAUAUAGGAGACAGGGUCCUGGCCAUCAACGGGGUCAGCCUGAAAGGAAAGCCACUGAGCGAGGCCAUCCACCUCCUGCAAAUGGCCGGGGAGUCCGUCACCCUCAAGAUCAAGAAACAAGCUGACAAGUCUGAUAGCCGGUACCCUCCCGACAGAGAAGCCGGGUUUUUAAGUGACACAGAGGACGACCUAACGGACUCUCAGAAGACCAGUAAACACUCGGAGGUCUACUCUGCCACCGUGCCCAGUAUAGACUCUGCCAUGAGCUCCUGGGAUAGCUCAGGGUUCGAUGCAGGCUACGGUAGCCAAGGCACGUACCUUCACAAAGCGUCUGACAUACUACUCAAUCCACACGACUGGAGGCGCACGAAGCACAGGAGCCAGACCAGUUCCAGCUCCGCGGGCCUCGUCCACCACACGUCGCUGUAUGAUGGGAGAUACACUGAGGAUGAGUGGGAUAAGAUACCUGGAUUCGUCAGCCCCCCUCAUUGCCAAGGCACCCUUAACCAGGAGGACAGCUUCUGGUCCCAAGCUCUGCAGGACCUCGAGACCUGCGGACAGUCGGAGAUUCUCAGGGAGCUGGAGGCGUCCAUGACAGGUAGCGCUCUAAGUCUUUAUCUCGAGGAGACAAAGACCAAUGAAGACUCGAUGUUUCGCUCUGAAGUCAGUCCCAUCAAGAUGGAACGAAUCCACGGCGAGACAAAGACCAAAAGCAGCAUGAGCAUGUCGACCAGAGACGUACAGCCCAGGGUCAAAGGGGACCCCUCAGAAAUCCUGUCCCCUACAGCUCUGGCACUGCACAAGGUGACAUUAAGGAAGGACCUUGAGAGCCGUGACUUUGGUUUCAGUGUGUCAGACGGGCUCCUGGAGAAAGGCGUUUACGUAAAUAUGAUCCGACCGGAUGGCCCGGCUGACCAGGCAGGGUUAAAACCCUUCGACCGCAUUCUUCAGGUGAACCGUGUGAGGACCAGGGACUUGGACUGUUGUCUAACUGUGCCCCUAAUUAUGGAGGCCGGAGACAGCCUGGACUUGGUCAUUAGCAGGAAUCCUCUGGCGGACACCGAGCUGCCCAACGGCUGUGACGAGCCGCCAAACUCACUGUUCUGCUUUCCCGGCCACAAGACCAACAGCAUCGCCCUGUGACCGCCGAGAUAGACAGCGACUGUCAGAAACGCUACAGAGACCCCCCCCCCCCCCCCCCCCCCCCCACGCACACACACCCCCCUUUCCCACCCAUGUCACACAUGGUUAAGCCUGCUACAUUGUACUCUCAGACAGACCUUCACACUCAUGUUCAACACGCAGGGCGUUCACAUAAACCGCCACUCUCUCCGCCUGAAAGCAUUUCUCACUCGCUCACAAUGUAGCAAGUGUUCACCAUCGCCAGUUUUAGUCACUGUGUUCACAUGAUGCAGUUCAUAGGAGCCCCCCCACCCCGUCCCCUCCUUUCCUGGGGGCAAAGCCACAUGCUGGCUUAUAUAACAGGGGAAUCAUAGCUUCUGAUGGAGCCAAGAUGUCAACACACAUGCCUCAGCUCUGGAGACAAAUGCUACACACUUACACUCCAUACUAUAGUAUUUAUUUCUCUUUAAAGAACCAUUCUCUGGGUUUUUUUUUUUUUUUUCCUUUUCAUUCGUUAAAAACUUACAAGCUUUGGUUUAUGUGCAUACAAAAAGCUCACACAGACAAACAGGGUGUUGGUGGACUCAAGGUUCAAGGCACAUCGCACCUAUUCGAGUUAUUUAAACCGCAACUUGGCUCACUGCCCUCGUUUCCAGUUUCUCCUGCCCUAGAGAAAGGACAGUGCCUCCAAAUAGACAGAAUGCUCCCAGAUACUUGCCAAAUAUCACGAACUGCAUUUUAUAGCCCCUUUAUAUCUUAAUACCAUGAAUGCUUACAAAGACACUUCACCCUUUCUGUUUUAAAGUCGACGAAUGGUCGCAGAAGCUCAGUGCUUAUUCGUUUGUUUUAAAUUGCUCCUGUGUUGAGAUGUUUUCAACUUCACAUUUUGUUUAAGGUUUUAGGGACACAGCACAUAUCCCACGUGAUCUUCUUGUAGAUCAAAUCUCACCUUCACAUUCUCACUUUUACCGCAGGAGCCUGACUUUGCACCAGAAUGACUUAUGGGGUUUGCUGGUUAUCUGUCACGUUGUUUUCCCAAAGCGGAGGAUUAAAAGGCCUUUCGUUAUCUGUGAUGAAUGAUUUCGCGCCACAGUUUGGUUUAUUUUCUUGUAUAGGCACGGUAAGCAUGCAUAAGGGUUAUGCUCAGUGAGUAGCUCUUCAGUCUAAUCAAAAAAACCUUCUUGUUUCAACAGGAUCUUUGUGAGAAUUCUCCUUUUUUUUUAUCAUAACAUAAGGUUUUUAUAAAGCGUUUGCGUAGGAAAUGUGACAUGCUGGUCCAGCUGACUCUCUGGAAAUUAACAUUUGUUUCAUUUAACAAGCUGGCUGAGGUGAACACGUGAGACAGUUGCACUGUCCCGCUGAGAGCAGCCUUAGAGACGGAUUCAUCCUUGGGACAGUAACCUAUUGAGUUCAUACUCAUGUCAUCUAUUAAAUGUCACACUGUAUAAAAACGGCCUAUUUUUAAGGUUUUACAAGGUUCCAUCAUUUCCUGUAAAAUCCAUGAUGUUAUGCAGUGCUCUGUUUUUAUUUAGAGAUCAUGCACAUACAGUGUAGUAUCUUCAUGUAAGCUGUGAUACUGAAUGUGGCUGUGCAUCUUAAUUUUGUUUCUUCAUCCUCCCUAAAUAUCAGGAAUCCGUUCGAGAGAACUUGAAAUAUUUAUUCGAUAUCGUUUUAUUUUUGUUAUUUAAUUUAUUAUCAAGUAAGAAAUGCAUUUCUUUUUAUGAGAAUAAAGUUAUGAGACGGUU